GUUUUAUUGCUUUUAAAUACUGUAAUUUAGUGAAAAAUUACAGUAAAAACUGUAAACAUGUGCUUAAAUUGUUUACCUACAUUUGAAAAGUGUUUGUAUUGUAUUUCGUUGAGAGAUGCCGUUAUUAUUAUUUUUAAAGUGGGAUUGCUUCUCUAUACGCCUUUGUUUAUAUUGUCCAUAAUCGACGCUGAGAAGCUUGGCUUGGUGGACAUAGACGACGUCGGCUUCUGCUGCUGGUACACCAUUGUGAUGGGCAUCUGGAUUGGGACUACUGUUCUACUUUGCUUGGUCAUAUCGAGAUGUGUCAGGAACGAAGACGCGAGAGACAUAAUGUUACAAGUGUUCUUCUGGCUGGUGGUGGCCACGUCGCUAAUCCACCUGGUGUUCUGCCUGACGUACCUGGUGUUUUGUUGGAGCAAAUGCUUCACGGUGGCCAUGAUACACUUGGGCGCUUUUCUGGUGCAUCUCUUGAUCUCAGUGUACACCACCCUUAUCGUGAACAGCUACAGAAUGUCGCUUUUUUGAGGCUUGAGAGCUGAAAUGCAAAUGACGGGUGUGACGCUGCUGUGCAUCAUAGAGCAGAGGACGAACGCCAACUUCAAGAACCUGAAGAAUGUCACCGACAUUAACCAGCCAACAAAGGCCGUGUCAGCUGCUCACCAGGUCAUCGUGACGGGACUGUCGGGCAUGUCAAUAGUGUUCAUGAUCACAGGCUCUAUACUGCUUUUCGCUACAAUCACGGAUCAAGAAGGCCUAGUCCAAAUAUUCGUCUGGGUGACGUUCCUGAACGUUCUGGUCGGCUUCAUACUGACCUUCAUGGUGGGGUUCUCGUGUCUGUUCCGGUCGAGUUGCUUGCUGUCUAGCAUGGACUGGCUGUCGGGGUCGGCGCUGUUAGUGAUGUUCGUGGCUUACAUGUUCCUAUGGAUCUACUUCAUAGUAGUGGCGAACAGCUACGUACUGAAUGUCUUCGUGUAAAAAAAGAAGAUCCUUUGGUUUCGUAUUUAAUUUUGAAAGUCGGAUCGGAAUAAUCGAUUUAUGUUCUGUUGAUCAUGUUUGUACUGAAAUACGCUUUGUUUUGAUAAGUGUUUAUUUUUUUAGACUUUUUGAAUGUAUUUUUACAGUGUCAUGA
Messenger RNA from Ostrinia nubilalis (European corn borer), 1129 nucleotides. RefSeq lists its product as uncharacterized. The transcript has 8 exons. Bases 541 to 975 code for a protein of 144 amino acids. The record is from RefSeq and is a predicted model, not a curated record. NCBI's taxonomy places the organism in Eukaryota, Metazoa, Arthropoda, Insecta, Lepidoptera, Crambidae.